Mesorhabditis spiculigera is the source of this 486-nucleotide messenger RNA. The record is from the annotation of a GenBank genome assembly. Lineage: Eukaryota; Metazoa; Nematoda; Chromadorea; Rhabditida; Rhabditidae.
AUGUCGACUGGAAGAAGCACGUCGGAAAAGCCCGCUGCAUCGCCAGGCCAGCCCACGGCCUCAUCCUCCGCCCAUCCACCGACUGUCCAACUCAACCCUGUGGACGCGGUGCGAAAAAAGGUGCUCGACGACAUGCAAGAAGUAAUGCAGAAAUUCGCCCAACAACUGAAGCUGGCGGCGAAUGACGGAUCGCGCGAAAGACCCGAGUUCCAGAAUGCACUUGACAAAUUCCACACGGUCAUUGAUGAGAUUGAGGCCAGUCUGGAAUGCCUGCUGGAGGUGCACAAGAAUACGCACAGGAUGUGGCAAAUGUUCCAUGAUGAUGAGAAACGAAACCAGUGCAACAUCACGGCUGAGGGAAUCGCGAAUCUGGCGAAACAGGGCGACAUGAUGAAGGGGCUGGUCGACAAGGCCGUCGGCGCCGUCAUGAAGAUGAGGCGCCAGAAGCCACUUCGCCAACAAGAAGAACAACAGCCAAAAGACGAA